ACCUCAGAAGCCUGUAUCCAGACGGAUAACAACAGAACUCCAUCCGUUGCUGUCAACCCUCGUUCCCUCACUCCUUCCACGCGCAUAGCGGCCCUCAACCUCGUCAGCGAUCUCCUUCAGAAAGUCGCUCAACUCGAGGCUAAUUUCGCUCAUGUUUGUCGCUGCUACGACGCAAUUCCCACAAAGAUUGCCAAAUUCAAUGAUCAGCCUGCUCCAACUUCGGCGGCAAACGGUGUGUGA
Messenger RNA from Mesocestoides corti, 240 nucleotides. Lineage: Eukaryota; Metazoa; Platyhelminthes; Cestoda; Cyclophyllidea; Mesocestoididae. The record is from the annotation of a GenBank genome assembly.